GCCGGCGUGCACCGCAUGCCACGUUUAUACUAAGUGUGCAGUGACUGGACUACGACUCAGAAUGAUGUACAACACCAUUAUUCUUAUCAUUUGCUUGGGAGCAGUAUUCUGCACCCCGGAAAGCGUACGUAACGACGAGACCCAUGGGACGCAGGACUCGCAAGACAUGCAGAUUGCCCACACCGACCACUCCGCCCCGCUAGAGAAGAGAUCUCCGCGGUAUGACUUCGGCUUGGGUAAACGGGCUUACAGUUACGUGUCCGAAUACAAGAGAUUGCCUGUUUACAACUUCGGAUUGGGGAAAAGGUCACGACUCUACUCAUUCGGUCUCGGCAAGCGCUCCGUGGACGAGGAUCAGAGCAGCGAGGAAUUUGUAUCAGAUAUGGACCAGGCUCAAGUUCCAGAAAUCUUUGAACAAUACGAUGACCCUGCAGUUUACGAGAUCAAGCGCGCAAGACCAUACAGUUUCGGUCUCGGAAAACGGCUGGCUGAAGAUGAGGAAAAUGAAGAGAAACGCGCUCGCAUGUACGACUUCGGUUUGGGGAAAAGACCACAGCUCUACAGCUUCGGUCUCGGGAAGCGGGCCAGGAACUACAACUUCGGUCUGGGGAAACGACUCAGCAAGUACAACUUCGGUCUGGGGAAGAGAGAGCGUGACAUUCACCGGUUCAGCUUCGGUCUCGGUAAACGAUCUGACGUCAUUGAUGACAGCGAUAACUAUAUGGAAGUGUAAAUUUUAACAUCGUUUUACUUUUAGAUGAAAUUCACGUGAAAUGCUGUUCGUAAAUUAAAAAAAAAUA
This is a messenger RNA of Papilio machaon (common yellow swallowtail), 800 nucleotides long. It is a transcript of the gene AST-A, whose product is annotated as helicostatins. Gene Ontology annotation, molecular function: neuropeptide hormone activity. The record is from RefSeq and is a predicted model, not a curated record. Bases 62 to 733 code for a protein of 223 amino acids. NCBI's taxonomy places the organism in Eukaryota, Metazoa, Arthropoda, Insecta, Lepidoptera, Papilionidae. The transcript is spliced from 4 exons.